Molecule: messenger RNA, 943 nt
Organism: Mytilinidion resinicola
Lineage: Eukaryota; Fungi; Ascomycota; Dothideomycetes; Mytilinidiales; Mytilinidiaceae
Exons: 2
Source: RefSeq, a predicted model, not a curated record
CUCAUACGAAGAUCACCGGGCCUUAGGCGUCUGCCCAACUCUCUCAUCGGAGAUCUCAAAGGUUGGAGUAUACCUGAUGGUAAGGAUAGGGGAACAAUCACCAUAUGUCUAUGGUACUGGGGCAAAUGAAGUGAUGGAGAAAGUGUUUCGUUGGCGUUGCACUCCUUCUUUACAGAAUAGAAGAGCUAUCCCGGAGCCCUUCCGCCCUACGACACUUCAAACAAUGAGUAUGAACCAUCCGAAUAUCAUCGAUUUUAUAAAUUGGGGCUGUAUAAGAGAUCAGUUGAUCUAUAAGCACGGAACCUACGACAUGGAGCAAAUGUUCACCGAUCUUUUGUUGAACACCGUCAUCGAGAUCCCGCAGUUCCAAGUCUCCAUCAAUAUCUUGGACACAUUCAUCCAAAUAGUCUUCAGUACUACAGCAGCUGCAUCUUUCAGUGGCAAAGACCAAGACAGUCACGGGAUGUCUCCCAGCUUCAACACUACCGCGACGCCUCCGACCAUCCGACUCGAUGAGCUCCCACGUCGGUGCCGCGAGCACAUUAUCAAUAUUGUUCGAGAGAUGCCUACACACACGAUCCCGAAACUCAAGCUGAAAUCCUUGCCCUUGACACAGAAUCGCCUGCAGAGGCACCAGUUAGCUUCCAAAUGGGGCCUGUAUCAGCUGGUUAGUUGGAAAGUCAGUAAGGAAUUUGCAAUGGUACAUCCGGAAAUUGAUUGCUCGUCCGGUAAGUAGCAUUUUAGCGGUUUCUCCUCUCUGGCACGCUGGGCAUGAGAAAAGUGGCACAGUCAUCAAGUGCUCUGCUCGUAUGUACACCUGUCUGCCACUGCAUGAAGUGCUUCAACAAGUUUCCACAUAGCCCAAGGUGAAGAGCUUCUAUCUCGUUCAGAUUCCCGAAACGCAUUGAAGCAACUCAAGCGGUGGCAGAUAGAUGUACACGAG